Messenger RNA from Eremomyces bilateralis CBS 781.70, 500 nucleotides. RefSeq lists its product as uncharacterized. The transcript has a single exon. The coding region runs from base 128 to 403 and encodes 91 amino acids. Lineage: Eukaryota; Fungi; Ascomycota; Dothideomycetes; Eremomycetales; Eremomycetaceae. The record is from RefSeq and is a predicted model, not a curated record.
UAGUAAUAUCUAUUCCACUGCCCCAUCACAGUGAUAUCGAAGAGACCUGUCGCUCCGUAACUAUUUAUCCAACGGCCAUUCUUGACGGCUAUAACACAUCAACAUAUCAUACAAAACAUCCGGGACAAUGUCGAGCGGCAACCAGCAGCGUUCCUUCUUUCAGUCGGCGAGCUUCUCCUCGAGCUCACAAACUAUCAACGGCCAGACGAGCAGUUUUAAGCAGUCGUCAUAUUCCGACCCGGCUGGGACGACCAUUUAUCGUGCCCAGCAACAACCCGGCCAGACACCAGUCGAAGAACGGAUCGAAUAUCCAAGGACCGGCCGUGUCGCACAGGCAGACACGCGAGGACGGAUCGAGGAUGUGACGGAGACGGAGAAGGAGUCAUCCAGGGAAACCAAGUAGUGAGCUGAGGCGACCUCUCUGGUUGAUGAUAGGGUUAUACAAGGAAGCGUUCGAAUACAAUCAUAAGGGAGCCAUGUCUCGUUAUUGCAUUUAAAUG